Sipha flava (yellow sugarcane aphid) is the source of this 2619-nucleotide messenger RNA. Its product is annotated as E3 ubiquitin-protein ligase TRIM37-like. The record is from RefSeq and is a predicted model, not a curated record. Gene Ontology annotation, molecular function: ubiquitin protein ligase binding; ubiquitin protein ligase activity; tumor necrosis factor receptor binding. Gene Ontology annotation, biological process: protein autoubiquitination; negative regulation of centriole replication. The coding region runs from base 381 to 2591 and encodes 736 amino acids. NCBI's taxonomy places the organism in Eukaryota, Metazoa, Arthropoda, Insecta, Hemiptera, Aphididae. The transcript is spliced from 17 exons. Gene Ontology annotation, cellular component: aggresome; peroxisome.
UUUUUUUUGGAAUACCAUCAGAUAAUUGUCAACGGAUGUAUCUGUUUCGUUCCUAUUACUAUUAUUUAUAAACGUUACUUUUCCCUUAGAACCCGUUCGACGUAUUUUAUGAAAUUUCGAAAACAAUUCUUACACAAAUACUUAAUACACAUUGCACAUCAACAGUGAACAAGACAUUUUAACGUCCUAAGUAUUAUUUUAUUAAAUAAGUUUUGCAGGAUUUCCCUCACAAUUUAUUCUCCAUAGACGUCCUUUGACGGCCUACUGGCGUCUAUAGAAUAUUAUUUGUUUUUCAAAAGUUAACUAUUGCUAUCCGUGUUAUUGUCAAUUUGUCUGUUAUAGACGCAGUUUCAGUUAAAUUGAAAUCCCUAAAUUCUAAAAUGGCCAUGGCACCUGAUCCAGAAUACUUACAGACUUUACUUCAAACAUUUAAAUGUUUCAUUUGUAUGGAAAAAAUACAAGAUGCACAUUUGUGUCCUCAUUGUUCAAAACUAUGUUGUUAUUCCUGUAUGCAUCGAUGGCUCACGGAACAACGAUCUCAAUGUCCCCAUUGCCGAGCUACAUUGCAUUUACAUGAAAUUGUGAAUUGUAGAUGGGUUGAAGAUUUAUCUGAUCAACUAGAUGGUUUGAACAGUACUAUUGGUGUAAGCAGUGUAAGGCAGAGUCAAGAACAAAGAUGUGAAACACAUAACGAACAACUAACUGUGUUUUGCAUUACAUGCAGCACAACUAUAUGCCACCGUUGUGCUCUAUUUGAUAAUUCAAGCCAUUGUGGUCAUUCAUUCCGACCCAUAGAAGAAAUUUAUAAUGAGACACUUGCACAGCUAGGAGAAAGUUGUGACAAUCUCAAAACAAAAGAAGAAUCAAUCAAAAAGGAAAUAAAGGAACUUGAUAAAAAUAUUAAAGAAAUUCAACAAGCCAAAGAUCAAAAAGUAUGUGAAAUUCGGUCAGCCGUAGAAUGUAUGAUGAUGGAUUUGGAUAAAGAGCUGAAUAACAAACUUACUUCUUUACUAACUCAAAAAAAUCAUCUAGUCAAUGAAUCAGAACAAAUAGAAGAAUUUUUGCAUGAAUGUGAUCUAGAACUAUCACGAAUGCCAAUGUCGCAGUUAAUUAAUCAUGCUCCUAGAUUUAAAAGAACCAUUUCUGCAAUGCAAAAAAAACAAGCUCCAGUCCGAAUACCUGUGUAUGACGAUUUCCAUAGUGAAAUUAUACCAAAGUUUGAAGGAGGUACUCUAGUAAUUAAAUCAUUUUCUGAUAAAAUGUUAUUACUUGAACCAAUUUAUUCUUUACCAAUUGGUUGCAAUGGUGUCAGUUGGAGGCUUAAAGUUUAUCCCAGUGGUAAUGGUAUUGUCAGAAAUAGAUAUUUAUCAGUUUUUUUAGAAUUAACAUCCGGUCCACCUGGAGUGUCAAGGUACGAAUAUCGUAUUGAAAUGGUAAAUCAAUUACAAGUCAAUGAUGAGACUAAAAAUGUACUCAGAGAAUUCACUUCAGAUUUUGAAAUCGGUGAAUGUUGGGGAUAUAAUAGAUUCUUUAGGCUUGAUUUGUUGAGUACUGAAGGAUUCUUACUUAGGAAUUCAUUAAUUUUAAAAUUCAGUGUUCGGCCUCCUACUUAUUAUCAAAAAUGUAGAGAACAACAAUGGUAUUUGUCUAAAUUAGAACUUGAAAGGACAGCACUUUUACAUAAAUUUGAAGAGUUUAAACAGAAAAUCCCUGAUAAAAUUAAACCAACUAGUAAAGAGUUACAGAGUCCAAAAAAGAAGCUUAAAAUUAAAAUUCAAUCAUUAUUAGAUGAAUUUGACUGUGAUGAAGCAUCUGAACAACUUUGUAGUCCAAACAAGUCUGAAGAUAUUCAAGAAAUAUCUGGUGAAACUGCUUCAAAUUUAGUACAUCCUCCACUAUCAAUACAAACUCUAUACGAUAAUGAAUUUCAAAAUCGUUAUCAAGGUGAAACUGCACAGUCUAUGUUUGAGAGACUUAGUCGUCUAUUUGAAGAAUCAGAUAAUCCUGAUCGAUCCAGCUCCAUGCAUGCAAAUAAUAUUAUUAGUGUUUCACUUGAUAAUAUUGAAUAUACAGAUCAACCCGAUUUUCUUUUGGAAAAUUGUUUAAGAAAAGUUGAAGAACAUAAUUUAAUUUCACCAAAAAAAUUAGUUACAGAAAGUUCCCAAAUGAUUAAUAAAAUUCAAUCUGAAAUAACUGAAGCUCGAUCUCGCUUGAAAAAAAUGGAAAAUGCUAUGUGUAGUUCUCAAUCAGAAUAUUUCACUGAAGUAGCUGGUUCAUCAGAUACAAUUAACCCAACUACAACUGGAAGUAAAACAUAUUUAUCUCAACAAAUCACAACAGAUCAUGAAUUACAUAACCACACCAUUUCUAAAAAUAAAAAAAGAAUUCCUCCAGGAAAUGUUAAUGUAAAUUUCACAAAUAGAUUCCUGGAUAUGACAGAUUUGGGAGGUUUAACUGAUGAUAUUGAUCGUUUAAUAAAUUCAGUUUACACAAAAAAUGAAUGUAAAGCUGAUUGGGAAAUUGAAUCAACUGAUGAUGAAGAAAGUGCAAAUAAGUCUAUGAAUCCUGAUCAUCUAACCAAAGAUGAAUGAACUUUUACAUAAAAUCUAUAAUUUUAUU